AUGACAGGUGCACACAGACCUACAUUUGAUCAUGCCAUGGGGAAGGAGAAGAAAAUUUCUUCCUCCAUUACUCACAAAAGAGCACUUCCUUCUCACUCCAAGCUAAAAUUUCGUAAUAAGAAACAGAAAAGAUACUCUGAAUUCGAAGAGUCUGACACUGAUCACAAACUCGAACACGAAAAUGAUUCCAAAACAAAAGAGUUAAUUAUAAAGAUACCAGAUAGUUUGAGUGAACAUAAUGGAAGGCGUAUUGUUAGCCCAGACAGCAUGGAUGACAAUAGUCGAAAAAGUGAUACAAUAGUACUCCAUAGCGGACUAGACAAACAAGAAGGUAAUGAGGAAGAAAUUGCAGAAGAAAGUGUGGAAGAAAGUGAAGACGAAAGUGAUGAUGAAGAAGAAUUACUUCGUGAAAUGUCUCUUAUUAAAAAAGAAAGAGAGCAAGCCCUACUCCGGAAGAAGCAGGAAGACGUUGAAAGCAAAGCCUUAGUGUCUAAUCCCUUAUUAAGGCUCAAAAGCGAAGAAGCUGAACAACCUCAGAGAAAAUCUUGGAGGGUAGCUAAACCAAUGGCUAAAUCAACUAAAGUUUCUCAAGUUGAUAGGUACACUAACGAUACACUCAAAAGCGAUUACCACAAAGAAUUCCUUGAUAAAUACGUUAAAAAUUAA
Molecule: messenger RNA, 666 nt
Organism: Pichia kudriavzevii
Lineage: Eukaryota; Fungi; Ascomycota; Pichiomycetes; Pichiales; Pichiaceae
Exons: 1
Coding region: 1-666 (221 amino acids)
Biological process (GO): mRNA cis splicing, via spliceosome
Cellular component (GO): catalytic step 2 spliceosome
Molecular function (GO): RNA binding
Source: RefSeq, a predicted model, not a curated record